Molecule: messenger RNA, 1305 nt
Organism: Cadophora gregata
Lineage: Eukaryota; Fungi; Ascomycota; Leotiomycetes; Helotiales; Ploettnerulaceae
Exons: 1
Coding region: 1-1305 (434 amino acids)
Source: RefSeq, a predicted model, not a curated record
AUGGGUUGUUGCCUCUCCUGCCCAUCCUUAUCCCCUUUGUCAACAAAGAAACACCAAAAAAACCGCUACCGAAUCCACAAACACCAGAUCUCGCCUCCCAUCCCAGCUCGACCAUGUGUCUCCCUCCCAUCCUCUUCCCCAACCUGUAGCACCAGCUCCUCGGACUCAGGAUCUUCUGAAAAGAACGAGUGCUACUAUUACGAUCUACCAGCACCACCGCUUCCACCGUUCGCGCCUGUGCUCCAGACUCAGAAUCGGUAUGGACACCAGGACCGAAAGAGUCCUGCUCGAAAACGCAACCGCAAACAAGAGAUGGGCAUGAGGAUUGUUCGAGACCCACAAUUCACAGUCCUGCCACCAAACCCACAGAGAUACCAAGACCACCCUCGAUCUCAACACCAAUAUCUCGCUGAACCCCAAGAUCCAAGCCCAUUUCCACAACCACAACCACAACCCGCACCCUUCCACCUCGCCAGCCCGACCGAAACACACCUCCUGCUCACGAGCGAACUCACCGAAGAGCUCGCCAGCAUCAGCAUCCUGAUCGCCAACCUCGCGCACUCCAUCCGCGCGUACUCGUUCACCAAUAUGCAGGUCAAGAGACAGGUGCUGGGCGAUAUAGAUGGUGUGAUUCAAGCGCUGCCGAGACCGCCGAGGGGGCUGCUUGUUAGGCAGAGGUUGGUGAGGUUGAGAGGGGAGAUGGGGGGGCUUUGGGAGGCGAAGGGGGAGGUUUUUGAGAGGGGGUUUGGGGGCGUGUUUCUGAGUGGUGGUGGUCGUGGGGGUGGGGAGGCAGAGCGAGACGGGUCUGAUGGGAGUUUGAGUUUGAGUUUGAAUUUGAGUUUUAGUUUGGAAAGUUUGGAGAGGAAUGGGGAUGGGGAUGGACUGGAGGCUCUGUGGGAGGGAUUCAUGCGCUUGAGCGAUGAAGAGAAGAUGAAUAUGGCGUGGAACCUGACCAAAAAGUGUCCCCUCAUGCGAAUCUUCGAACUUCUAAGUAAAGCACGGGCAGGGAGUGAAGACUUGCUAGUGCUUGACAACAAGAUGAGCAAUCUUCUGAAGAAGGAGUUUGACGGUGUGCUUGCGGAGUUGAGGGAGUUUGAUGGGUAUGGUGGCGUGGAUGGAGAGAAGAAGGGAGGCCUUGGAGAGACGCCGAGUAUGCAGUGGAGGGUCUUGGGGAUUAUGGAGGGGAAGAGGAGGGAGGAGUUGAGGGCUAGGAUGGAGGAUGUUAAGAGGGGACGGGGAAGGGUUAGUGUUGCGCUGCUGGGUGUUGUGGAGGGGUUGGUGGAAGACGGGGGUGGAUUUUUUUGA